Messenger RNA from Naegleria fowleri, 1173 nucleotides. RefSeq lists its product as uncharacterized. The transcript has 3 exons. Bases 1 to 1173 code for a protein of 390 amino acids. NCBI's taxonomy places the organism in Eukaryota, Heterolobosea, Eutetramitea, Acrasida, Naegleriidae. The record is from RefSeq and is a predicted model, not a curated record.
AUGCUUCCCUCACAACAUCCUGAAAUUGUUUUACUGGAUGAUGAUGAUGAUGAUGGAGAGGAUGAUGAACAAAUAACACCGAUUCAAUCAUCGCUUCCAUCAUCUGCUCAUCCUGUCUUUCCGAACACUUUAACCCGGCUCUUCCAAUCGAGCACAAAUCAACAACAGUCAUCGGAAAGUAUCUCCAAUCAUCUGUUGAAUAGUAUUCAAUCCACAACAACAAAUUCUAUUAGAAGUAACCCCGUUAUGUCAUCCGUUGAUCCAACGUUUGAUGGAGGCUAUGAUACCAUAAGAAAGUUUACAACUCACAUUUGCAAAGCAAGCAGCAGUAACUCAAGUACUAAUUCUGGUAAUGCGACAAGUGCUAGUGAGGACUCUUCAUCGUACUAUGUUACUGGUAGCAAUGCAUUUGGUAUGCUCGGAAUUGGAAAUAUUGUUUCUGAUAGUUCAAAGGUUACGUCUUUUACGCGUAUGAACAACCCUGCCAUUGUGCCAUCAAAUAUUAAAAUCAUGGCUUGUGGACAUUAUCAUACUAUAGCCAUCACGAAAGACAAUCAAAUCUAUGCAUGUGGAAAGAAUAAUUACGGCCAACUUGCAAUGGGAAAUCUCACAAAAGUAUUUCCAAUUUUCAAAAUGGUAGAAUCUAGCAUGAAUGGAAUACCAAAAGAAUUAAUUAGAGACGUAAAAUGUGGCAGAUAUCAUACCAUGUUCAUUACAGAUCAAGCUACAGAUAAUGUGUGGGUUUGUGGAAAAAACAAAUCUGGCCAAAUGUCACUUCCUUCAGCCAAUAUUUAUCCUUCUCCCACUCGCCUUGUAGCUCAAUUUUCAGGAAAAAUUUUGUUUGCUUCUUGUGGAUCUGAAUUUACAUUUAUCAAAACCACCGACGGUGUGUAUUCGUGUGGAGAUAAUUCAAGAGGUCAAUGUGGACUUGGAGUGGACACUCUCCAAGUGAAAUCCUUCAAACCACUCAAAACAAGCUUUUCUAGACUCAAUAUUGUACAGAUAGAAUGUGGAGAAUUUCAUUCUCUGUUUUUAACCGCUUCAGGAGAAUUAUGGGGCUCUGGUACAAGUGUGAAUGGCCAACUUGGCUUUGAUCCACAACUACUAGGUAAACAAAGUGUGAAUAACCCUAUCAAAAUUGAUACUCCCUCAAUGAGACAAUUAAGCAAAUAA